GAUAGUGGAUCUGUUUGAAAAAAUAAUAACAAAAAUAUCAAUUUAUUAGUACAAUAAAGUGUUUUAAGAGUCUUUUAACAUGUCUAAAACCAGCGCAGCACGUUGGGUAAAGUUUUUCAAUGCCGGGGGCAUACCGUCGCCCGCAGCUGCAAGCUAUGCACAUAUAUUUGUGGAAAACCGUAUACAAGAGGAUAUGCUGCUUGAUCUAAACAAGGAAUACUUGCGUGAGAUGGGUAUAACGCUUAUGGGGGAUAUAAUAGCUAUUCUGCGCCAUGCCAAGCAGGUGUAUGAGCGGAACGCAUUGGACAAGGUAUUACCACCAGAAGCACCCAAGCAUAAGAACAAGCCGGCAGUCGCUUCUCCAAGUGCAACACCGACAGCGUCAAAAUCAUCACCACCAACAAAACCAGCACGUCGCGUGCUGCCUGAACAUGAAGGCAAAUAUAAAGUCACUUUGCCUGCAGGCACCACAGAGCGUAGCAAACAGAUUUUGGCCAAACGGGAACAAUUGUACUCGGAUCGCGUAAGCAGCUCUAAGAAAAAUGAUGUUUUUACCAGACUACACAAACACAAGUCGGAUGAUGAAGCACAAGAGGGCAUUGUCAGCAGCAGUGGCGAGAGCAAUGUGCGUGUGCAUAUUGGCGUACCAAAGGUAUCAAUAUCCAAAGUGGCAGCCACUUCAAGCAAUAAUUCGGUUUUUGCACGUCUGGGCGGCAAACAAAAUGUUGAAGUUGUCGUCCGCAAGGAGAUUAAAUCGAUUUUAAAGAAUACGCAGAAUACGGGCGUCAAGCGCAAUUCGUCCAUAGUUAAAGCAAAGAAUACAGUGUCGCCGGUGACGCGUUUACCACAACAAAAGGUAAUGCUGGUGACCAAGGUGCCGCUGAAGCGAGGCGAUGAUAGCGAGGAUGAUAGUACGGACGAUAUGCUGGAUGAUGUCGACAAUGAUAUGGACGCACUGUCCAUGAGUGACUACGAUGAUGCGGCGCCUGUAGAAAAAAUUGUUAAAUUUGCGUCCACUGCGGAAGUGCGAGAAAUAGCACCACAUGUGCCAUAUAAGGCGCGUGGCAAUAACAAUUUAGCAAGAAAUAUUAAAUCACGUUUGGGCUUGGUUUCCAAGCUGCAUGCCACACGCAAGACUUACAAUCUCAAGGCAUCACCUCCCAAGAAGCCCACAGCGCGUUUGAGUCCCGUCAAAGGCAAGGCCAUAAGAAUGCGCAGUGAUGAGCUGCUUGCACGCCAGGAUACGUUGCCAGUGCACAAGCGUUUGGGUAACUCAGCUGCAGCAGGCAGCGGCAGUGGCGGUGGCGGCAACAAAACACAAUUCAACAAAUCCCAAUUUUCCCCACGACGCCACUCAAGUGUUAAUGCCGGCAGUCGCGACAAGUCCAGAGUUCAAUCAAACUCUGUAUUUGAUCGUUUGGGAUUUAAUAAUUCACUCUAGACUUUAAAUAAUUAAUUAGGCGUUCUUUUUAGUGCAGUUUAAACCAAGUAAAUAUUUGCAAUGACUCAAUUCAAUAUAUAAAUGUAUUUUAAAUUCAAAAACAGCUGCUGUUAGAUUGUGCCUGUCUAUAUCGUUGUAUGUUGUAUGUUCACAAGUGUUUUGUUUA
Messenger RNA from Drosophila busckii, 1607 nucleotides. RefSeq lists its product as uncharacterized. Gene Ontology annotation, molecular function: protein binding. Gene Ontology annotation, cellular component: nucleus. The transcript is spliced from 4 exons. The record is from RefSeq and is a predicted model, not a curated record. NCBI's taxonomy places the organism in Eukaryota, Metazoa, Arthropoda, Insecta, Diptera, Drosophilidae. The coding region runs from base 80 to 1441 and encodes 453 amino acids.